AUGCAGCUCAAGACAUCGCACAAGUGUACUCUGGGGGACGGAAAGCAGGAAAUCUUCUGCGUUCGGUUUGCCCCGGACGACUCGUACUUGGCUGCUUGUGGGAAUGGGUUUGUCCACGUGUACAACACGAGUACAUCCCAAUUGGCGUUUCGGCUUGCCGGCAGCAGAUCAGAGGAUAGUGGCUUGCCGGUGACGCAAGUGAGAUGGCGGCCAGAGUGCUUUGGCCACACAAAGUCCAUCCUCGUCUCAGUGGGAGCCGACGGGAAGAUUACACACUGGCAUGCCUUCUCCGGCAAGCAGAUGCAUGAGCUGAUCGAGCCAGAGAAUCAACUCUUUUGUCUCGAUUUUCUGUACGAUGGCACGCAGUUUGCCACUGCUGGCAAACAGCGCCACAUUCGGAUUUACGAUGAGUCCACAAAGAAGCUUGUUCAGCUCAUGCGAGGUGGAGACGAUGCAAACAGCGUCGGCCCAUCAAAUCGUGUCUUCUCGCUGAAGUAUCACCCGCUAAUGCGGCAUGUGAUUGUAAGUGGAGGUUGGGACAGCUCCGUGCAGAUUUGGGAUACCCGCCAGGGCCGGGCCGUACGAGCCAUCGCUGGCCCACACAUUUGUGGCGAUGCUUUGGACAUUUGUCAGGAUGGUGCAACUGUUCUCACUGGUUCCUGGCGCAUCCAAGACCAGCUUCAGCUCUGGGACUUCAGGAUGGAGAGGCUCUUGGCCACCUUGCCGCUUUCCCAGAGCACGCCUUGCAUGAUUUAUGCGGCCCAAUUCAGCAAGGAUGACACUUCUGGUAUGAUUGCGGCUGGGGGCAGCGGUGAUCAUGAGGUCAAGGUCUUUCAGCGUAUGGAAAGCGGUGAGGCUUGCGCACAGACAGAACCUUUCGGCAAGAUCUCCGGAUUUGCGCAGGCAUGCUAUUGUGUGGACUUUGCAAAUGCUGGUGACAUGUUGGCUGCUGCUGGAGGUGAUGGCAUCAUUCAAAUCAUGAACAUCCAUAGGCAACACGCGCAUGUCUAG
This is a messenger RNA of Symbiodinium natans, 1011 nucleotides long. The record is from the annotation of a GenBank genome assembly. NCBI's taxonomy places the organism in Eukaryota, Dinophyceae, Suessiales, Symbiodiniaceae.